AUGUCGUUGGCAUUCCUCGCUCCAAACUAUCCCGGGAAAGCGGUCAAGUUUAUCCUUACUGACCAGGACAAUACAGAGGCGUAUGCUUGGGUCAUCCUCACCCCCUCGACGUCCACGUGUGGCGGUUCAUCCAGCAGUUCUACACGUCAGACUAGCUCUACACGUAGCUCCUCGACCACUCGGAGCAGUUCCACUGUGACCAGUAGUAGUUCGUCUACGCGUUCUAGCUCAAGUUCCGCUUCGACACCGACGUCGACAUCAAGCAGCACCGGCUCAGGACCCACCGACUCCCCUACAUCUGGCUCGACAUCUGGGACUGGUAGCAGCGGGUCCCAGUCGUCUACACAGUCCGGAGCCCAAAGCUCUGGAACGCAAGGUUCCCCGACAUCAGGGCCCACCGAUACCUCACAAUCUCCAGGUCAAUCUCACGGUGCACCCGAGGACAGAGCACCGCGGCACCUCUUCGUUCUCAAGACAUUGGUGCCGACAACAACAGCAGCAGAGCGCCGAUAUCAUCCCAGGCGCGCAAUGCAAUCAUCGGUACAAUCUUUGGCGGCUUCUUCCUUCUUUCCGGCAUAUUCUGCUGGCAAUGGCGCAAAAGGAGAGCAGAAAGUCGAAGACAGCGCACCGUCGUCCCCGUCAUGGAGAGACCAUCUUCAUGGAGGAAAUGAUGAAGAAGGCAUUAUGAGUGAACGCCCGGCGCAAACCCUGUUUUCACCUCGCAGCGGGGGAAACUCUUCAGUAUAUGGCACUGAUCGAACGCCAGGUGGCGGACGUAAGAUCGCCUCGGAGAUAAGCGAGGAAGACCUGAGAGCCAUGAUGGCCCUUCAUGCGGGUUCAUUCGAUUCCGCUCCAUCCCCACCCCGAGGUCACAACAGAGCGGCGAUUCCGAUACUAUCUGUUCCCGAUAACCUGCCAUCAACUUCCCACAGUCCGAAUAACGUCUCAUUGGUCCAAAUGCAGGGUAUGCAACCAAUCACUGGGAUAGCACCUUCCACACCGACGACUUUGGACUCACCAAUGUCGUCUAUAGGGCCUCAACAUGAUCCACCACGGUCUACUCAGCCUCUUCUCUCAACUAGUGCCAAAUACAGACGUGAAUUUGGUAGAAGCGCAGAUAUCAACUAUGGCACAUCCGCAAUGCCACAAGGAGCCUCUAGCACUGUGUAUUCGGGGAUGAACACGGCAUCAGAACCAUCUGGAAGGCAUACUAGCUGGAUUGAGGAUGAGAUGACACAUCGUACGGUGGAGAUAUCACUCCUCCUCAAUCUCCUUCAUACAGCGCAUCCGGACCCUUACCAAGUCUCUAUUCACGGUCUCAUUGAUCGAGACGUAGCAUAUUUGGGCCAGCAUGAGAAAUCCACGAGUACUCCAAACCAUCCUCCAAAAUCGCCACUAUCCUCACCUCUCACCCCAAUCUCAAGGCCAAUGUAUUCAAGCCCCGCGGCCGCGCCUGGGAUUGCUACCACUGGAGGUUCAUCUCGUCCACCCGGUAGACUGCGAGUGACAAACGCCACCGAUGUUGGAAGCUCUCACGGCGUCAUCUCUGAUAGUGAAGCGGAGAAUUUCACUGGAAAACCGUACUCCCCUAGUUACAAGAGAUCAAAAUCAAAAUUCUCAAUCAGUCAACCUGCGAAACCGUUGGUAUUCCCGCCAGACGAUGAACACGAUGAUGUUGGCAAUACGCCGGGGACGUCGAGACAUGAGCCAGGGAGUCUGGUGGAUCUUGUAUCCGCGCGUGAUGGUCGUGCUCAUGCAUCUCACCCUUCAGUGGAGGGACGCUCGAACAGGUCAUCAGUUGAUAUACAUGAUGAAGAUGACUUUCUAGGUGCCCCGCCCCCGUCUUAUAGAUAG
Messenger RNA from Serendipita indica DSM 11827, 1854 nucleotides. Lineage: Eukaryota; Fungi; Basidiomycota; Agaricomycetes; Sebacinales; Serendipitaceae. The record is from the annotation of a GenBank genome assembly.